GGUGACCACUGAUCCACUAGCUAGCUUCCUUUCUUCCUGCUGAAGAAAGUAAACAAAUGGACGCGGCGACGCUUCGGGGACAAAACAUGAAAAAUGUGAAGGAGCGGCGCGGUGUGGACAAGUUAAGAUGCCAGGACACAAGAAACGAUACGAUGUUCGCUUCUCACCAAAUCGCAUCAAAAAGAUCAUGCAGAAGAACACUGAGGUGGGGAGGAUUGCGAUGGCGGUGCCUGUCAUCAUCUCACGAGUCCUGGAGAUGUUCUUGAAGUCCUUGCUCACUAAAACGUCUUUGAUCACAGAGUCCAAACGCAGCAGGGUGGUGUCUGUGGCACACAUGAAGCAGUGCAUUGAGUCGGAGAUGCUCUUCCACUUCCUCAAAGACCUGGCACAGCAAGCUGGGUUUACAACCACGCAGAAGGACAACAGAGGACUGAAUGUGUGGCCAAUGUACAGGGCAAAGCGACCUGAAAACCAAAAAACAUCAGAAAUGGAAGAAAGUCCACCACAGCAAAGCCUCGACUCGCUUGGCAAUGACUCAAGCUCCAGUGUAAACUCAAGUCACUAUUAUUUUUAACACAGGAGCUCCUUGGUCUAAGUAUGAAGUCCGUUCACCUAAGUCAUGACUAAGUUCCUCACACUCCACAUAACAUAACACAUAAAGGACAUAUAGAAUAUACAACACCAGAUUAUUUUUUGCAAAUAUCUACAUAAAAGCUACUCGCUACUAAGUAGUGCUACUACUAUAACUACUAUAACUACUAAUAAAAGUUAUUAUUUUA
Messenger RNA from Doryrhamphus excisus (bluestripe pipefish), 779 nucleotides. Its product is annotated as dr1-associated corepressor. The record is from RefSeq and is a predicted model, not a curated record. Gene Ontology annotation, molecular function: RNA polymerase II general transcription initiation factor activity; protein heterodimerization activity; core promoter sequence-specific DNA binding. Gene Ontology annotation, cellular component: negative cofactor 2 complex; nucleus. Gene Ontology annotation, biological process: transcription by RNA polymerase II. NCBI's taxonomy places the organism in Eukaryota, Metazoa, Chordata, Actinopteri, Syngnathiformes, Syngnathidae.